Molecule: messenger RNA, 379 nt
Organism: Uranotaenia lowii
Lineage: Eukaryota; Metazoa; Arthropoda; Insecta; Diptera; Culicidae
Product: embryonic polarity protein dorsal-like
Exons: 3
Coding region: 1-360 (119 amino acids)
Biological process (GO): response to cytokine; non-canonical NF-kappaB signal transduction; inflammatory response
Cellular component (GO): cytoplasm
Molecular function (GO): DNA-binding transcription factor activity
Source: RefSeq, a predicted model, not a curated record
AUGAAAAAAUCCACGCCAUUACGAAAAACGGCCAUUACCAAGAAGGACAUCGAGGAGGCGCUCCAAUUGCGCAAGAGACCGGUGGCCGGUGGCAAGGGGAUUAUUCCGCUGUGCGAGGAGGUAGCCAAGGAGGGCAUCUCCGUACGGUUUCACGAGGAGCUGCACGACCAGAUCGUUUGGGAAGAUGUUGACAAAUUUCAGCACACCAAUGUGCACAAACAGGUGACAAUUUCCUUCCGAAUCUCCCGGUACCGAUCUAUAGAGGUCGAUCGCUCCGUUAUGGUCAACAUCCAACUAAGGACGCCAUCCGAUGGUGCCAAGAGUGAGCCACCUCCAACAACUCUGAUACAGGUUGACUGAAACGUGAAAAAUAAAGAAG